Molecule: messenger RNA, 828 nt
Organism: Harmonia axyridis
Lineage: Eukaryota; Metazoa; Arthropoda; Insecta; Coleoptera; Coccinellidae
Exons: 1
Coding region: 1-828 (275 amino acids)
Source: RefSeq, a predicted model, not a curated record
AUGUGCCGAUCACCGGCGGCAAAUAUCCGCAAUAUCAGGAGAAGCUUACAAAGAAGAAGUUCUAUAAGAGCACCACAAAUCAGACUCGAAGAAAGCGAUGAGACAGAGCAAAUGGGGGAGCCGAACAUACUGGAUGAAGUAACUGAUGAUACAUUCAAUCUUUUCCAAGAAAUCAGGCUCAAAUGGGAGGGCACAGCCUUUGAGGUUAGACCAAAAAUCUCUAGACUGAAAAAUAACCCAGAAUCAAGAAACUUGAUGCAGCUUCUCGAUGCUUUCUUGAAAGACACGAUCCAGGCAUCCGCGAAUCUAGAAGAACUAAGCCAUAUUGUCUACAGCGCGGCUAUCACAGCUAACACCAUCCAACAAACUGCAUCGAAAAUAAGACAACGAGGGCAUAACCAACAAGGGAAACCUCCUUGGGAGAGCAGACUGGAGGAGAAGAUCAAGAGACUGAGGAAAGAAAUAGGAAGUUUGCAAGCAUUUCUGAACUCCCAGAGACCAAGCAGAAAAUUAGAAAAGAAAGUACAGGAAUAUGCCAGAAGACUAGGACUGAAAAGAAGGGAAGUUGCUUAUCGAGUAAAACUUCAAACUCACUUAGAGAUGCUGAAACAAAAGAUAGCUGCCCUGGGCAACAGAAUAAGGAGGUACCACAAGAGAACCCUGAGAUACCGGCAGAACAACCUCUUCGCCAACAACCAGAGGGAAUUUUAUAGAGGACUCGAAAAGGAAAAGGCAGAAAAAACAGAUUCACCAACACCUGACGUGAUGGGAGAGUACUGGUCGAAAGUGUGGUCUCAGAGCACCAGUCACAACGAGAAUGCCGCCUGA